AAAACCGGAUCAGGCUUGUUUCGGGGCCACAAAUGUUGCUUCUCUCCAUCUCUUUGCCCCGAUCGGUCCGACAGAAGCCACGAGAGGUGCGAGAUUCCACCUGAAGAGUGCUCAAAGAUAAUGUGCGUAUCUCGCUCAGUAUCUACUCCAACCUAGGUAGCCCGAGGCAUUUACAGGCAUUAUAUAAGCGCGGGAGCCUGUCCUCUCUCGAACAGUUGAUCCACCUGUCUUCCUACAGUAAAGCACUUUCUCUCCUUUGCCAGUGAGAGCCCAAACGCUGCAGCAAUGCCUCCGCCCGGUGUGUGUCUGAACAUCAUGGAGGCCCGUCACAAGCAAGACGGCUACGGGAGCCCCUCCAACCCCGCGAGUUUCUUCAACCAGAACUACCAGCAGCUGAAGCAGCACUGUCUCCUCAACAGAGUGAGGUACACCGACGAGAUCUUCCCCCCCAACUCGAACACCAUCGGCAAGGAGUUGCUGGGACCCGCUGAGCUGGCCCGCGUGGUGUGGUGCAGACCGGCCGAAAUGUCUCCAAAACCAUCCUUCAUAGUUGACGGGAUCUCCAGAUUUGACUUUGCUCAAGGACAACUUGGAAACUGCUGGUUCCUCGCGUCUAUCGGAGCUCUGACUUUCCAGCAACAAGUCUUGAGGCAAGUUGUCCCACUUGAGCAAACAUUCGAUGAACACUACUGCGGGCUGUUCCACUUCAGGUUCUGGAGGUUUGGGAAAUGGGUGGAUGUGGUCAUCGACGACAAGCUCCCCACAAUAGGCGGCAGACUAAUCUUCGUCCACUCCAAAGACCAAAAUGAGUUCUGGCCUGCUUUGCUGGAGAAAGCCUAUGCCAAGGUGUGCGGUUCCUAUUCCGACAUGAGAAGUGGAACUCCCGCCGAGGCUAUGAUGGACUUCACAGGUGGUGUCCACUUGGGCAUCAACCUGGCUGAUCCUCCUCCAGACCUGUGGGAGCUGAUGUUCAGAGCUGGCAAUUCUGUCACCCUGAUGGGCUGUGGGACACCUCAGGGGGAGACGUCUGCCAACACUGUAUUGUCGAAUGGGUUGGUCCAAGGCCAUGCUUACACCAUCACAGGUGUCAAACAGACGACAAGCCGAGGGAAACUCGUACACCUGGUUCGUUUCUGGAACCCCUGGGGCAAAGGAGAGUGGAAGGGAGACUGGAGCGAUAAGUCGUCACUCUGGAAGACCGUGAGUGCUCAGGACCGCGAGAUGUGUCAUUCAAUAAGCGACGACGGAGAGUUUUGGAUGACCAUGGCAGACUUCUGUAAGUUCUUCAAUGAGCUCAGCAUCUGCUGCUUGACUCCAGAUUUCCUUGAUGGAAACUCCUCCAGCCACUGGGAGGCCUCCAUGUAUGAAGGCAGAUGGGUGGCAGGGACCACUGCCGGAGGAUGCCUGAACAACAGAGACAGUUUCUGGACUAAUCCACAGUAUCGGAUCAAGGUUGACCAGAUUGAUUCUGAAAAAAACACUCUGGUGUCUCUCAUGCAAAAACCGGACAAGUGGAAUCGACACCUCAUCCAGAAUCACCACAUUGGAUUCUCCGUCUACGAAGUGGCCGAACAAUACAAGGCACAGAGGGGGAAGUUCCCGGCCUCCUUCUUCAACACCCGCGCGGCCGUUGCCCAAACGAAAAAGCACUGGCUCUCGCGCGAGGUGAUGGAGUUGCUCACGCUGAAGCCUGGGGAAUACCUGAUCGUGCCGUCCACCUUCAGUCCCAAUGAGACAUCCUCCUUCGUCCUGACCAUCCACUCCAAAGCAGAGACCCACGGCUACGAGAAUUCUAUUGACCAGAAGCACCAGCCAUUUGAAAGGCUCAAGGACGGAAAUGCAACUGACGAUGAAGAUAAGAAAACCCUUUUCAGUCAGCACUCAGACAAGUUUGAAGAAGUGGAUGCUGAGCAGCUCCAAAAUCUUCUAAAUGAAAAAAUUCUGAAAGGAGAUUUGAAAUCGGGAGGCUUCAGCAUCGAUGCCUGUCGCAGCAUGGUUGCUCUGAUGGAUACGUCGAUCACCGGCAAACUCAACAGUGAGGAAUUUGUCCGUCUGUGGAAGAAGGUGGUUACGUUCAAGGAGGUUUUCUUCCGCACCGAUGUUUCUCGAACGGGAACACUGUCACUGAGGGAACUGAGGAAUGCCUUUCUAACUUCAGGAGUAAGUGUCAGCGAUGACAUGCUGAAUUUAAUCGCCCUGCGCUACGGUGCCUCCUCUGGCCACAUAACACUGGAGAGCUUCAUCAGUCUCAUCCUCCGUUUGGACUGCAUGUACAAAAUCUUCAAACAGCUGUCUGAUGGAAAAGCCAUGAACCUCAGAGAGUCGGAGUGGAUUUAUGUUUCGAUGUACACCUAGGCCAACAGAGAAGACGGCCUAAACAUUUCAAGUGGAAAUACAGUGCUUUAUCUAAUUCAUGAUAGAUUAUGCAAUGGAAUCUUAUUACUUGAUCAUGUCUUCAUGUGAAUUACUGCAUUUCUUGCUUUAGUUGGAUCUUGAUUGUCAUGUUCUGCGAGGACAUUUCUUUCUUGCGGACCUUGUUUGAGACUCUGGAUGAAUUUUGUGAACUCGUCAUAGAUCUUUGUUUCUUUGUGGACUUUGUAUAGGAUUUCUGUGAUUUUUGCCCCAAUUUGUUUUCUGUGAUUAUUGCUCCAGUUUGUAUCUGUUUCCUGUUAGUUUAAUCCUGUUUCCAGGCUCUCUACGUUUUAAUUUGUUACUUGGUGCCUGCUUUUCAGUUGGGUUGGUUUUUGAGUUUUGCAUCGGUUGGCUGUUCUGUUGCCAUUCUUUUGUUUGGAUUAAGAGUCAACAUGAGUCCAUUAGUGCAAAAACUAUUUGGAUCAUUUUUUAAAUGUUCUCUGAAUAAAAGAGAUUAUUUUUUGGCAAAAACUUA
This is a messenger RNA of Scophthalmus maximus (turbot), 2887 nucleotides long. RefSeq names its product calpain-1 catalytic subunit. The record is from RefSeq and is a predicted model, not a curated record. Gene Ontology annotation, biological process: proteolysis. Gene Ontology annotation, cellular component: cytoplasm. Gene Ontology annotation, molecular function: calcium-dependent cysteine-type endopeptidase activity. Bases 286 to 2355 code for a protein of 689 amino acids. NCBI's taxonomy places the organism in Eukaryota, Metazoa, Chordata, Actinopteri, Pleuronectiformes, Scophthalmidae. The transcript has 22 exons.